Messenger RNA from Glycine soja, 1012 nucleotides. RefSeq lists its product as uncharacterized. The record is from RefSeq and is a predicted model, not a curated record. Lineage: Eukaryota; Viridiplantae; Streptophyta; Magnoliopsida; Fabales; Fabaceae. The transcript has a single exon. The coding region runs from base 92 to 814 and encodes 240 amino acids.
CUUCCGCUAACACGCAAUUCACAAAUCACAAAUCACAAAUCACAAAUCACAAAGGUCUUUUCAUUUCUGCUGAUUAUCCUCUUCAGCCGCCAUGGAAUCGGAGGCUGUCUUGAACCUCUUUGAUUCUUGCUGGUUUGAGGUUAACAUUUUGAAGACAAAUUCAAGUCCUCACAUAUCAAUUACAAGUUAUAACGAAAGUUUAGAUUAUGAGAUAAAAGAAGAAGAAGAAGAAGAAGAAGAACCAAAGCUACCCUUGAUCCGAACCAGCCACACCAGAUCCAUGAGUGACCAAUUAUCCAUGAUAACGACAAGCUUCAACCAUGAUUCUCUGUCACCAGACUCAGUGCUUCUUCUCCAUCCAAAGCUCCAAAUCAUACUCUCAGGAAAAGAAGCCACUGACUCAGAAUCUGAUGAGGUGUUGUGUCCCAAGAAGAACAAAAAAAUCUCAAGCAAUGGAACUAGGAAGAGGAGGGAGAGCAAGAGUUUGUCAGACCUUGAAUUUGAGGAGCUAAAAGGGUUCAUGGAUCUGGGUUUUGUUUUCUCAGAGGAGGAUAAAGACUCAAGCUUGGCUUCAAUUAUUCCUGGGUUGCAAAGGCUAGGGAAAAAGGAAGAGGAAAAAGAAGAAGAUGAUGAUUGUGAUGAGAUAAGUGUUCCAAGGCCUUACCUUUCUGAAGCAUGGGAGGUUCAGGAAUGUGAUAGGAGAAAAAAAGAGAACCCUUUGGUGAAUUGGAAAAUGCCUGCUAUCAACAAUGAAACUGACAUGAAAGAAAGUCUCAGAUGGUGGGCUCACACUGUUGCUUCCACUGUCAGAUGAUGAUGAACUUCUUCAUAAUCCAAAAAUUUUCUUCUUUUUCUUUCGUUUCAUAUAUACAUUUUCCUUGUUCUUUUUUCAAUUUUUCUAUGUAUUUAUUCCCUUUUCUAAAAUUUUUUCUGGAAUCUGGCAUUCCACAAAAUUUGUUACAUGUAAUUUUAGAUAAAAAGAGAGGAAAUUUCAUUUUGCAUUUCAGAUUUA